Rotaria sp. Silwood2 is the source of this 702-nucleotide messenger RNA. Lineage: Eukaryota; Metazoa; Rotifera; Eurotatoria; Philodinida; Philodinidae. The record is from the annotation of a GenBank genome assembly.
AUGGCGGAUAAGCAACAAAAACGAAAAGAAUAUAUGAGUACCUAUCGUGAAAGAAAUUCUAAAAAAAUUAAAGCUCAAAACAGAUUACAUUAUGCAGAAAAUCGUGAAACAAUUUUGGAACAAAGACGCAGAAAUCAUGCUGAAAAUCGAGAAGCUAUUAAUGGUCGAAUCUAUAACAGAUGUCAAAGAACUUCAGAAAGGCAUUUUAAAUCGGCAAAAUUUGGGUCUCCGAAUUUUCUUUAUCCAAUUGCUCAUGAUCUUGGGCCUUUGAAUAUUGAAUGCGAGCACUGUAAAGCGGUUCAUUUUAAAGAUGAAUUGAAAAGUAUGUGCAGUCACAAUGGUAAAUUAUCUCAUCUUUCGAUUCAGAAUGGACCUGAAAAUUUUCCCAUUGCAUUAAAAAAUCUUUUUAUAGGAACUGAUGCAAAAAGUCAAAACUUCCAUGAGUUUAUUCGACGGUAUAAUAACGCAAACGCUUUCGCAUCGAUGGGCGCGAAUGUUGUAGACAUUUCUGGAAAUGGACCAUAUUUUUUUAAAAUAUCUGGUGAAGUGUACCACCGUACUUCAGAAAAUAUCAAAACCGAUACUACUCUAGAUCCAAUUUCAGUUCACAAGCUUAAUAAUCAAUCGUCGUAUAUUGAAUUAUAUGUUUACGAUACAGACACUUCUAUUGAGAUUCGAAUGGCAAAUCCAGCGAAUGCCUAA